Molecule: messenger RNA, 7937 nt
Organism: Blepharisma stoltei
Lineage: Eukaryota; Ciliophora; Heterotrichea; Heterotrichida; Blepharismidae
Source: the annotation of a GenBank genome assembly
AUGAAAGUUGGACUUAAGCUUUUCUCUACAUUUCUCCUGAGCAUUGUCUUUUCUAUGACCAGCAAAAUUCCAGGUUUCACAGAUCCUCCUUUUCUUUCACCAUCAAAACUUUCUCCUGAGCAUCUCCGCAUUGACUACAUUUUUGAUACUAGCAGUGACUUUGAUGGAGUCUCAAAGCAAUUUCUCACAGAGUUUCUCGAAUCUUCAAUUCAAAUAGUGUCUUACCUUCUUCAAAACUAAUUAAUUUAGUUAAGAUUUUUGAGCAGUGACCAGUUGAUUCUUAAAGAUUCAUUUCACCUUGCUUUGCUGAACUGUUUGUCGUCAUUAGAUCAUACCUCCUGACUGAUCAGAGUAGUUUGAUCUUUUACUACACCUAAUUAUUUGAUCAAUGGUAUAUCCGAUUCGUUUACUGGCUGGAAGGGGUUAUAAAAGUAAAAUUUACUUUAAUCUCACACUACUAAAUAUCGUAAUUCAAAAUUCUAAAUCUUCAAUAAUAAACCAAGUCGAAUGAGUAUUCAAAACAUACCCCAUCUUUCUUCCACAAGGCCUCUGCAAAUUGAAGAGACCUAGAGCUGCAAGAAUUAAAAGAUGCAGUUCGCCGUAACAUUUUAAUCCAAAUAAUUCUUCAAGAUACUUUCACAACCCUUUUGUCAUCUUCGUCAAAAAGUCCGUUUUGUCCCGAAUUUGACCAAUUAGACAUUUUAAAGAUGUUAGCCUCAGAUAUCAUUUUGAUUGUCAAAAAUGAUAAAAAUUCAAAGAAUCCUUUGGUUCUUGAAGACUGCUCGAGCCAAUUUUAUGAUCAAAAAUUAGGACUCAUAAAAAUAAAUAUACCCCUACUUCUAGCAGAAAACGAAAUUUCAGCUAUUUAUGAUACAGUUAAAGGUAUAGCUAAAGCUUAUUUCAAAACUGAUGAAAUUCUUGAGAAGCUUGAUGAGUUGUUCGAUACUAGCUUAGGUGCUUCUUGUACUGUGACUUGUAAAGUUUGCAAUACAAAUACAGGUGCUUGUGUAACAUGCUAUGACCCAACUCAUAUGUCAAUUAAAAAUGGAGUCUGCUACUGCACCGAUCCAAACUCAAUAUUCUUCCCCACAACAAGUUCCUGUAUCUGCAAAAAUGGCUAUUUUUUUAAAUAGCUUACUUAAUAUUUACUUGUUUUAACGUCAUUUACAGGGUUGGCAAUAGCCUGGCCUUUCCUGUACAUCGUCGCCGCAUAAGGCCAAAAAGCCUCCUGUCCGACCUGUCUUUCACCAGUAUACGCCUCCAGGUAGUGUUGCCGACUAAGACGGGGCUAUUUUUUAAAUAGCACCAACUUAUGUGCUCCGUGUCCUUCUAUCUGUGCAACAUGUUCAAGCUUAACAAGCUGUUUAUCUUGCGUAAGCCCUUCUCAAAUGACACUUUACAAUAACUGGUGUUAUUGUUCGAAUCCUGAAGGGUCAGUUUUUAACUCUAAUACACUACUUUGCAACUGUCCUACUGGAACAUGGACAAAUGGACAAUUCUGCCAGACUUGUAAUGCAACUUGCAGUGCCUGUAAUAGUGAAGAUGUAUGCACUUCCUGCACUGAUGCUAUUCAUAUGAAUUUAAUAGGAGGAGUUUGCAGCUGUAAGGACCCUAAUGCAGCUUUUAACGAAACAUUAGGGUUAUGUGAAUGUGCAAAUGGGUAUUAUAUGAACAAUACAGCUUGUGUGCCUUGCCAGGCAUCAUGUGGGACUUGUAGCAAUAGCACUUUUUGCGACACUUGUGUUGAUUUGACACAUAUGUUGUUAGUUAAUGGAAUAUGCACUUGCUCACUCCCCCCCUCCGUGAGCGAAAAAAAAAUUUUGCUCACUCACGGAGGGGGUUAAUUAUGUUUUUUAAAAAAAAUUUAUUUAUAGAUUUUAUAGAAAUAAUUUUUUUUUUCGAAAUUUAAAAAAAUCCUAAUUCGCAAACAUUGGGAAGCAAAUAUUAAUUUAAUUUAUAAAAUUUAUGUUUAAAACGCAAAUUGUUUAAAAUUAAAUAGAAUUAGCUCGAGAUUUCAUUAUACUAAUUAUCAUUUAUAUAUCAAUUUUUUUCCAUAAUUUUUUUUUUCUAUUAAAGACAUUUUUGUUCUCUCACGGAGGAUGGGUUUUUGGGCAAAAAAUAGGGAUUUUUCCAAUGGUUUUGUUCACUCACGGAGAGGGGGAAUCAGUGGAAAAUUCGUAUUUCAAUGCUAAAACGCAACUAUGCACUUGCUAUAAUGGGUCAUAUAUGAAUGGUCCUUCAUGUGCUAAUUGCCAACCACCUUGCGGAUUUUGCACUAGUGCUUCAAACUGUAUUUCUUGUGUGGACUCUCGUAUGACUUUAUCGAGUGGUGUAUGCACAUGCCCUCAGAAUUCUGCAUUCAGUAUGACUCAAGUAAGCUGUGUUUGCAAUAUUGGCUUAUUUUUCAAUAGCAGUCAAGUUUGUGUCCCUUGCUUAUCAACUUGUGCCACUUGCAAUAAUACAUCAUCAUGCUUAUCAUGCAUAGACCCAAAUCAUAUGACUCUUACUACCGGAAACUGUGCUUGCACUGAUCCUAAAGCAACUUUUAACUCAACUAGUUUAUUGUGUAUUUGUCCAGAUGGGAUGUAUAUGGGAAGCUUAGGGUAUUGCCCGUUCCCGACUAUAGAUCGGGCAUAGCCCGAUCUUUGGCGGGAAAUUUGGGUUGUCUGCGUCACUUUGAGGUGACAAGUCAACUUCCCGAGUUGGCAAAUAGCCCUUAUAUAGUAUAGGAAUUGCCCGAGGAUGGCGCAAUCUUGCGCCAUUCGGGCAAUUACUAUAAUUUGCCGGGAAACUCGGGGAGUUGGCUCGUCACCUCAAAGUGAUGCAGACAACCCCCGAGUUUCCCGGCAAAGAUCGGGCUAUGCCCAAUUAUAGCCGGGAACGGGCUAUAUUGCAUUUCAUGUCCAAGCUCCUGUCCUUUAUGCACUGGCUCAAACAACUGCUUAUCCUGCUACUCAGCAGCUUCUGGAUAUUUGCCAUAUACUUUGAUAAAUGGCAUUUGUACAUGCACUGUUUCUAACUCUCAGUCAAGCGGCAAAAAUGGCUGUGUCUGCGCUAAUGGCUAUUAUCAACCCCCAAGCCAAACCCAAUGUCUUAUGUGUCAAGGUCCCUGCCAAAAUUGUUUUACUCCCCUCUCCGUGAACGAACAAAAAAACUUGUUCGCUCACGGAGGGGGUUUAAUUUUUUAAGAAAUUGUUUUUCAGAAUUUAAAAAUCCCUUCUCGAAAAUCGGAAAGCAAAUAUUAAUUUAAUUGUAAAAUUUAUAAUUUAAAACGCAAUUUGUUUAAAAUUAAACAAAUUAGCUCGAGAUUUCAUGAUACUAUUUAUCACUUAUAUAUCAAAAAUUUUUUCUAUAAAAAAUUUUUGUUCGCUCACGGAGGGUGGGUUUUAGGUAAAAAUAGGGAUUUUUUUAAAAGGUUUUAUUCGCUCACGGAGGGGUGGAGUUAGCACCCAAGCUGCAAUUAAAUGUAGUUCCUGUGUGGACCCAAGAAUGGUUCUUGAUAAUGGCUAUUGCCAAUGCUCCCCAAGCAACUCUUAUUACUCGCCUCAAUCAAAUUCUUGCCAAUGCAAUGGAGGAUACUACAUGAAUGGCUUUAUUUGUAGUGCCUGCUCUCUACCAUGUGAAACUUGCUCGAAUAGUGCUUCAAGCUGUGCUUCUUGCAUCCUCCCAAGUCAAAUGACAUUAAAUUCUUUGAAUAUUUGUGUUUGUACCACUCCAAGUAGUAUAUAAACUAAAAUGAUGAGGCAGUAACCUCUAAAAAACUGAAGAUGGGAAACUAUGGACCUUGUGGGAAGAGAGAUGGCGUUUGAUAAUGUGCAUCUGGGCAGGUUUACUGAAUUUGAACGUGUAAUUAAAAUAUUGCGUCACUCGAAGUUUCUGAUCCUGUCAGAAAAUUCAUCUCUUGCGUAUUUUAUAUAUGAAAUUUGAUUUCCCCUAGUGAGAUUAUCCCAGCUAUGACAGGGAAGCAAGAGCCUGGUGGUUUUUCUACAGGACUCCUAACCUUAGAGAAUGCAAUUUUCCAGAAAGGUGCCACUUACCCAGGCAGUGGAGACUGGGAUCUUUAUGGUGCCAUUCGGACCAAUGUAAAUGAUUUAGUUCAAAGAAGAGUUACUGAAGUCCAAACUUCAAGACUGACAUCCUCAUUGGUGAAUAAAGUCCAAGGUGGCCGCACAUUUGGCAGACCCUAACGAAAAUGGCGCAAAUUCGCCCCAGAGUGGUGUUGCUGAGAGUAGCUGUGGCCGAGCUAUUAGCAGACGUUAAAUGUGCUAUAAAUUAAUUAAGAUUAAGAUUUGGUGGAGUGCAGUGUCGGAUUAAGUGGGCCGCAGCUCAUUACAGUUCAAGAUUUAAUUCUAGGAAAGACGGACAGUCGGAAUUGGAAAGGGUAAGCCGUUUGAUUCAUUCGAAAAUUCCCCUAGCACGAUACACAAGAAGUUGCACCCUGGGCGACAAGUUCGAUCUCGGUUGGCAAACUCGGUCAGAAAAUUUGCUUUCGAGUUUCUUGUAGAGCAACCCAAGUUAGACGUAUGGGACGGUGACUUAUCCCACUUCACUCUAGCAAAUAUGAGAGCCAAUUUUUUAGAGGAGCAUAGCCAAUAAGAAGAUGACAGGCAGUCAAAAGCAAGAUGAUGAUAAAUACAAUUUAAGGUAUUAUAACGAGCUUUUUCUAAAAUUAACUAAACACUAAAAACCACUCCAAGUGGCUCUUACUACAAUUCACAGAUAAACCAAUGUGUGUGUCCAGUGAAGACUUAUCUGAACAACACUAACUGUGAAAAUUGCGAUGAAACUUGCAUGACUUGCACAAACAGCACAGAAUGCUUAACCUGCGCAGAUCCAAUCCACAUGACAAUUGAUAAUGGAGUUUGCGCUUGUCCAGAAAACUCCACUUUUACAGGAAAUAAUUGUACAUGCGACUAUGAUUUCUUCUGGCACGGCAAUGAAUGCGUUGAAUGCCAGCCUCCAUGCCAACAAUGUGUAAACCAAGCUACUUGCAUAAGCUGCUUUGACUCAAAUAAUAUGAUUCUAAGCAAUGGGGCAUGCACAUGCAAAGACCCAAAUGCAGUUUUUGAUACAACUAAAGAUUCGUGUGUGUGCUUUGAUGGAUAUUUUUCAAGCAAUUCUAUAUGUCGAGCCUGCCAAACCACUUGUGUAACUUGCCAAAGUAGUACGGCAUGCACAAAUUGUAUUGAUCAAGCCCAUAUGACUUUGCUCAAUGGCGUUUGUACUUGUAGUGAUCCGAAUGCUAGCUUUAACUCAACCCAAAAAAUAUGUAUUUGUGAUAAAGGAUAUCAAUUAGCCAAUGGAGUAUGCAUUACCUGUCCUGUGCAAUGCUCUUCAUGCACUGCAAACAAUGUCUGCAUUUAUUGUUCAAAUCCUCAAGAAAUGAGUGUUGUAUAGUUCAAGCUUUUAUUUACCUCGAACUUCACCAAACCCUAAAAACCAAUUAGAGGUUUUGCUAGUCACUUUUAUUGAUAGAGCAACUCCUUGAGUUAGCAAAUCCAGUCUAUAGCCUAAUUGGAGAUAGUUUAUGUCCAAAAAUUAUAUACAUAAAAUGGCCGGAGAAGAGUGACCCGUCCCUCCGUGGCGGGUGUCCUUAUGUAUACCGGACGUGGUUUUUGGAUGCGGAGAGCUACUCAAGGGAAGAGUUAGCCUCGAGGCGAGAGGCCCAGCCCUAUUUCCGCUGAUUUUGGGACUUGACCCGGGCAGCAGUUUUUCGCAUUCUUUUUGCCAGUAGCGCUGAGGCCCAGACUCAGUGUCCGAAAGAGGCAGGGUGAGUUACCUGCCUAGGCUACUUGGUGGCUUCGUCCCGAAUCCCGCAAGGGGUUGAGUUCUUUCUCGGAGAUAAUCCGGAAAAGAGGGGAAGGCGAAGCUCUCAGAUAUCAAAGGCGCAAGUCUCUCCAGCUAAAAGGGUCCCUGAUAAAGGGGGCGAUCUGGCCGAGCUAAGCAGGGUUGGGUAAUGCUGGCGCUUAGGUUGGAAAUGGUGGUUCCCGCAAAAUCCGUAUGAAUCGGAUCCGGAGCGAAAUACCACUACCGAGAAACCGGGGGUUUCGGCCCGGGCCUAAGUUAGCCUUGAGGGAGCCCACCCCGCAGCGACAUCACUGCGGAACGCACAAAGCGUUAAUCUAAUCUAAUCACCAAAAAUUGACUAGCCAAAUCUCAAGCCGGCCUAAGGAACCGAGCUAAAAAUGAAUCCGGCUAUAUCUGGAAAUUGUGUAUGCAAUGCAGCAAAUACAAUUUAUGACCCAAUCAGCAAUAGUUGUAUUUGCCAAGAGAAAUAUUAUUAUGAUGGAAAUGCAUGCACAGCCUGCCACUCUCCAAUAUGCAGUACUUGUGAGAGUAAUAGAUGCUUAUCCUGCAUUGAUGAAGUUAAUAUGACUUUGAGCUCUGGAAUGUGCUACUGCAAUGAUCCAAAUUCCUUUUUUAAUAUUUCUAUUAAUGCAUGCCAAUGCUUAAAUGGAUAUUUACCUAGCCAAACUGGAAACUCACUCGAAUGCCUCCAAAUUACAGGUCCAUGUGUGCAAUAUUCAAUGGAUGGCUCAUGCAUGGAGUGCAUCACCACUCGUUAUAGUAAUAUGUGAAUAUAUAAAGGUCAAUGCUAUUGCACAACUCCUAAUAUGUAUUAUAGUACAGUAUUGAAAGAUUGUUUUUGCAAUUCUGGUUAUUAUACUACUGAUAAUUAUGACUGCAACCCAGAUAAUCAAAUUCCUGGCUGCAUUAAGUGAAAUAAUGUUGGCUGUAUAGAGUGCAUUGCUUCUAUGAAUAAUUAUAAUUCACAGUGUCAAUGCCGAUAUGGAUAUUACAAUUCUACUUUGAAUAAUUGCAUAUGCAGCUAUGAGGGUCCUACAUACUGAAAUGGGAAUGAAUGUGCUUAUUGUGGUUGCCCUUCUUGUUCACUGGAUGGAACUUGCUUACAAGAAUGCCCUCAAAACCAAACAUGAAGUACUGCUUACUAUAGUUGUGCUUGUGAAAAUAAUUUCUACUCAUGUGAUAACUAUAAUCAUUGCUGCACCCAAAGUCGUACAUGCCAGUCAAUAUACUCUAAUGGUGAUUGUGCAACUUGCGAGGGAUAUUGAAUGACGACAAGCUAUGUUGGAAAUGUAAUACAAUGCAUCUGUCAAAGUGGCUUGGCUUACAAUACAGAGUUAAAUGAUUGUUACUGUCCUGCUGGGCAGUAUAGAAGUUGCAGUACCUGCGGAUGCCAGAAUUGUGGUAAUUAUUGCAAUGUAUGCACAAGUAAUUCUAUAUGCACAUCAUGCCAGCCGACCUUUAUGGUUCAAAAUGGAGUAUGCACUUGUGAUCCGAAUGCAUUUCUAAGUGGAGGCUGCAUUUGCAAUAAUGGAUUUUACAUGAAUUCGACUUAUUCAUGUCUCCCAUGCCCCGAAACUUGUGCCAAAUGCACAUCUAACUCCGUUUGCACCUCUUGCACUUCUGAUUACAUUUAUAUUGAUGGAAUUUGUGUUUGUCCAGAUAUUAACUCUGAAUUCAAUACUACAACCCAUCAAUGCGAAUGCAAUUUAGGCUAUUAUAACGACAGCUCAUCAUGUGUAUCUUGCCUUGCUACUUGUUAUGGCUGCUUAGAGGAUGGUGUAACAUGCACUUCUUGCUCUGAUGAAAAAAAUAUGAUUUUAAAUGAUGGAGUGUGCAGCUGCAUUGACCCAAAUGCAGUAUUUAACCAAACUACACUGAAGUGUGAAUGCCCUUAUGGCUAUUACAAUAAUGUUUGUAACGCAUGUGGGCCAAGCUGUUCUCAGUGCACUGAUAACCAAUGCUUGAGCUGCUACGACUCGGCCCAUAUGGUCUUGGUUGGGAAUUCGUGCACUUGCUUGGAUCCAAAUGCAUAUUAUGUCGAGUGGGCUAAAGUUUGUGCGUGCAGCUCAGGAUUCUAUAAUAGUGGACAAAUUUGUGUCCCUUUUCCUGGUCUUAUGUUCAACAAGUAA